CACCAGCGUUUACGAUCAGCAGUCGUCCGCAUUUCAGCAAUGGGGCACAUACAACGAUACGAGUAGACUCCGAUACGUUAUGUGUCUUCAACCUGUGCAAGACCUCAUCAGAUUCAUAUAACUGGAUAUUCCAAAUCGGUUUCGGCCAUUUUUGAACACACAUGGUUGGUUUGUAUUGUUGUAGUUCUACAAGCGUGGCACCUGUUUUGAGUAGGACAAUAAGUUAUUGAGAGUAGAGUGUUAAGGGUUAAACCAUCGUUAUUUUUCUAUCGACUUUAGAGAUCAUGAUGUUGUAAGGAUACAGAUGGCCUUUCUAGAAGAGCCCUUUGUGGUCAAUGCCACAUCAAGCCCACUCCCCUCCUGCACCUACAGUGAGGACUUCAAGCGCUACCUGCUCCCGACAGUGUACAGCGUGGUCUUCCUCUUUGGCCUGCCCCUCAACUUCACCGUGAUCCUCCGCAUCUGGAGGUCCCGCAAGGCGCUGACCCGCAACACCGUCUACAUGCUGAACCUGGCCCUGGCCGACUUCCUGUACGUCUGCUCGCUGCCCCUGCUCAUCUACAACUACGCCAGCCAUGACUACUGGCCCUUCGGCGAGCUUGCCUGCAAGUUGGUGCGCUUCCAGUUCUACAGCAACCUGCACGGCAGCAUCAUGUUCCUCACCUGCAUCAGCCUCCAGCGCUACCUGGGCAUCUGCCACCCGCUGGCCACCUGGCACAAGACCGGCGGCAGGAAGUUCGCCUGGGCGGUGUGCGCGGCGGUGUGGGCGGUCGUCCUCGUCCUCUGCGGCCCCACCUUCAUGUUCGCCGCCACGGGGACGCAGCGGAACCGGACGGUGUGCUACGACCUGAGCGAGCCGAAGCGCUCCAAGCAGUACUUCCCCUACGGCAUGGCGCUCACCUGCCUGGGCUUCCUGGUGCCCUUCCUGGCCAUCGUGGCCUGCUACUGCCGCAUGGCGUGGGUUCUGUGCCGGGGCAGGGGCGCGGCCGGGGCGGGGGCGGGGGUCGGAGCGGCGGCGCAGGACAAGAAGGACAAAGCAGUGCGCAUGAUCUUCAUCGUGGUGACGGUGUUCGCCCUCAGCUUCCUCCCCUUCCACCUGACUAAGACCGCGUACCUGCUGGUGCGCACGUUGCCGGGGGCACCGUGUGAGGUGCGCAACGCAUACUCCGUCAUCUACAAGAGCACCAGGCCCUUUGCCAGCAUGAACAGUGUCCUCGACCCCAUCCUCUUCUACUUCACCCAGACCAAGUUUCGCAAGAGCACUAGGACACUGGUGCUCAGGAUCACCACCCUCCGAGACAAGGGUUCAAGAGUGUGACAGAGCCUCUCUGAGGACCA
Molecule: messenger RNA, 1338 nt
Organism: Megalops cyprinoides (Indo-Pacific tarpon)
Lineage: Eukaryota; Metazoa; Chordata; Actinopteri; Elopiformes; Megalopidae
Product: P2Y purinoceptor 3
Exons: 2
Coding region: 305-1318 (337 amino acids)
Biological process (GO): phospholipase C-activating G protein-coupled receptor signaling pathway; cellular response to pyrimidine ribonucleotide
Cellular component (GO): plasma membrane
Molecular function (GO): G protein-coupled UDP receptor activity; G protein-coupled ADP receptor activity; G protein-coupled UTP receptor activity
Source: RefSeq, a predicted model, not a curated record